CGCGUAGCCCGUAGCACUUCUCCAAACUUACAACUUACAAAACUAUAGUUAUAAGUGACUGAGGUGAUAAGUGGAAGUGAUAAGUGCUUUAUACGGAUCGGAACGAAGCGGCGAGGGCGAUGUCGCUGGUGCCGCCUGGCGGCGCGGACUCGCCGAGCCCGCGCCGCGCCGUCAGCCCCCUUUUGGAGUCAAGGCGGCCACACUGCACGCUCGCCUGCGAUUAUUGCGCCGCCGUGCUGGAGGACAAGUUCAAACGUAGUGCAGAGAUGCGUAAUCGAGGCACGUCACCGCUGUCCGUGUCUCCUCGGCAGUCGCUGACGGGGGAACCUCCCUGGACGGUCCCGGAAGACGACCGGCCGGACUUCUUAGCGCUCAAAGAAAAUAUACACAGGAUCAACAAAGAGUGCGAGACAUCAACGCGACUGGACAUGCUGCUGACGCAGGUGGAGCAGUACGCCAACAACCUGGAGGCGCUGGUGGAGGAACGCACGUCCGACUACCUCGAGGAGAAGAGGAAGUGUGAGGAGCUGCUAUAUCAACUAUUACCGAAGUCGGUGGCCUCGCAACUCAUCAUGGGUCAGCCGGUCAUGGCCGAGACCUAUGACCAGGUGACGAUAUACUUCAGCGACAUCAUCGGCUUCACGAAACUGUCCGCAGAAUCCACGCCCCUGGAGGUCGUCGACCUUCUCAACGACUUGUACACGAUGUUCGACUCCAUCAUAGAAAACUUUGACGUUUAUAAGGUGGAGACCAUAGGCGACGCAUACAUGGUAGUAUCAGGGCUGCCCAUGCGCAACGGCAACAGGCAUGCGGCGGAAAUCGCACGGAUGUCACUGGCGCUUCUGAACGGAGUGGCGUGCAAGACUGUACCCCACAGGCCCGGGGAGAGGCUACUGUUGAGGAUCGGGAUGCAUACAGGGCCAUGUGUGGCUGGCGUGGUGGGGCUGAAGAUGCCGCGCUACUGCCUGUUCGGGGACACCGUGAACACCGCCUCGAGGAUGGAGUCCCACGGCGAGGCCCUCAAGAUACACGUCAGCCCCAAGACCAAGGAGGUGCUGGACUUGUACGACUGCUUCGACUUGGAGUGCAGGGGAGAAAUCACGAUGAAGGGUAAAGGUAAAAUGACGACUUAUUGGUUACUCGGCGAAAAAAAAUCUGAAAAUCCUCAAAUUCAUAGCUACGAUGAUUUAAAUGGAACUGAAAACACUGCAAAUAAUCCAAGUAUAACGUUUCAAGGACCAGAUAGCCCUGCAGCCCACUCCAUCAAAAACCGUCAAACGAGUCCUGAAUUUAAAAGUAAGAAAGAAAAGACGCAAAAUUCAAAACCAACACCUCUCGAAUUAUUAAAUGAACGAGACCGUAUAAAGCAUGAAAUUGCAACAUUUGUAGCAAAAGAUCUGAUUAACAAUAUUGAUAUAGCAGUAAAAGAGUUCAGGAAGUCUCAAAGCGCGAAUUUUGCAGCAAUGAUGGCUGUCCAAAGUAAAACAGUUUGUAAUGGAAACGACAGAGGCCUAAUUACACCAACGUACGAUAAGGAACUCGUCAUUAGCAAAGGUAAGGUGCGAGAUGUCGUCAACCGUUUCAACAACAGUGUCGGUAACGAUACUAAGAUCGGUAAACCGAAAUCGAUCAAAGCUGAAGACUGAAUUGCAUGAAAUAAAGCAACGCCUAAUUCCCUUGCCCGGUCCAAAAUCUUUUUUUGUUUAUGAAGAAUCUUUAAAAAUAUUAAUAAGAGUUUAGCCAAUGUUUCUAUGUAAGCGUUACCAGAGUAUUUUGUGCUAAGCACAUUCCAUAGUCUAGUCAUUAUUGAAUAAGUAUGUCUCCGAUGAGAUUAUUAAAAUAAAUUAGUUACAUGGUUGCUAUUUUAUAAUUUUUAAUAGUAGAAAUCUCUUUAUUUACAAUAAACAUGCAUUAAAAGACCACAUUACAGUUUAAAUGGCUUGCGGCCAGAGUAAUUCCGAAUUUUAGAAAUUGAAUAAUAUAAUUAAAUGUUAGUAGUUUUAGAAAACACACGGUAUUUAACUAUUACUUGUAAUGAAAUUUAGGUUAAAAAAUCAAUCGCAAAAGCGAUUUAUCAGAAAGAUGUAGUGAGAAAAAUAUGUGUGAAUAAGAAAACCUUAGAUCUGUAUUAUACACUUAGACCCUAUAGUGUUUUUACUGACCUUUUAUACCUCUGUAUCUUCUUUAUCCCUGACUACUCUCUAGGAAGUGGUUGGAGAAAUGAAAUAUUUUAUACUUAACGGAAAUAACCGUUAUAGAGCUUUCUAAACUAAUUGAGGCAGAGACCAAUUUUGUCAAUAAAUGCCCCAAUUUAUUGAAAUAUUGAUAGAAUUAUGGUAGAAAUUUAAACAAAUUAUUUAUUUGCAAUUUUUAAUAGAAAUAUUAUACUCGUAAUAUAAGAGCGCAUCGGUUUAACCCUUCAAAGCUUUUAGGUAAGAAUUAAAUAAGAAUGACAAUGCGAUUAGGACAGUAUUUAUUUAUCUCAUUUCUCCAACUUAUAGCGUAUAAUGAAAAUAAUGAAUGAACUAUUUAAUUAAAUUUAAGUGUUGAUAAGUGUUGAUAUUGUAAAUUCAGGCCUCUAAUAUCUUUCAUAAUAAUUUGAAAAAUAAGUAAGUAUAACAAGGCCCUUCGAAUGAUUGUUUACGCUUAUAACCACAGGUUUUAAAACUUUGUUAUGAUUUAAUUUAUUAUCUUGUCGUAUUUUAACUAGAUUUGAGUCCGUAGCCAAGAGUACAAUUGUUUACGCUCUGAAGCGUAUUGUAAUUAUCUCUCUUCACCGCUCUUCUUUAUCGGUUCGGUGCGACCUCAGAGCAAAUAAUACAGUCGAGUUCAUAAAUAUGUGAAAAUUUUUGACCUUAUUGCAACGAAUAAAGAUGAAGAAAUGUACACAUAUUUUUGAACUCGACUAUGCAUACUAGAGAGCGGACGAGCCUCCGGCGGACGUGUCGCAGUUUUUAGCUCAUUGAUAAACCAGUUGUCGUUGUGUGCGUGCGUGAAACACGAACGCUGGUAGUUUGCGCGUACAGCGACUUGGAAAUGACCCGCAAGUAUUAGGCAAUAGCCCAAUAGGAGCGUCUGGAGCGUUCAUCUACAAGUGUGUGGGUUCAAGAACUUCACACGUAUUCAAUACAAAUCCCCCGACAUGUCCGAUCUCCUGCUUUCCUGAGCAUUUCUUUUUUUUUGCCACUUUUAUGAAGUGUGAUAUUUUUGAAAAAAAAAAAAUGCUAUUUCUACUUAGAAUUACUAGCUUUUUCAAUACUAGUUG
This is a messenger RNA of Leguminivora glycinivorella, 3265 nucleotides long. Its product is annotated as atrial natriuretic peptide receptor 2-like. The transcript is spliced from 9 exons. The record is from RefSeq and is a predicted model, not a curated record. The coding region runs from base 120 to 1646 and encodes 508 amino acids. Lineage: Eukaryota; Metazoa; Arthropoda; Insecta; Lepidoptera; Tortricidae. Gene Ontology annotation, molecular function: guanylate cyclase activity; peptide receptor activity. Gene Ontology annotation, biological process: receptor guanylyl cyclase signaling pathway; intracellular signal transduction; cGMP biosynthetic process.